AUGUAUUCUAAUAUUAUCUUGCCUACCCGAUGGUCAAGAUUUACCUGCUUUUGUCGAUCUUUAUCUUCUAUCGAGGGCCAGAAACUACCCCAGAGUAGUAAAUCCAGUGAUGGCAUUUCACCACCUCCAAGGAUUCAAAGAGGUCCUACUGAUAUCUUACAAGCGCUAGCAUCGACAGUUGGUCCCGAUCCUACUGCUGCCCAUUAUAAGUACCAUGAUGACCCUUACUUAAUCCCUUUGUCAAAUUACCGCAAGCGAGCAUAUGCCCUCUCGGCAGAGGCUGGUCGUAAAGCAGCAGCUUGGAUAAGAGAUGAGCAUGCAGAGUUGUUCACAACUAGAGAAUGGGACCCACCAGGCAAAACAAAAACUCCUUACUUUAAUGCUGAUCCUAAGAUAGAUGCCUUUACACCUAGACCAAUUUACAAUGAUGAAAGCACGGUCACAGAAGAAGACUUAAAACAUACUAUUCAAAAUGCUUUAUUAGAAGAUUCUGUAAAAGUAUUCCAACUCCUUGGUGGAAUAGAUGGUGUAGCAGAUUACAAUCUGAAAUUAUCAUUUUUGCAACUGUUGUGCUUCUACAAUGAAAAAGAACCAGAUUCUAUGGAGUGGCUUGAAGAGAGAUGGUUUUCAGCCAAUACUAGAGACAGACAUGCAGCGACUUGGAAAUUAGGAGGGCUUGCAGAUAAAAUCUUUGCAUCACUUGAACAAAAAACCUCUGAAGCAUAUUGUACUAUAAUUCAAGGAAUGGCAAAACACUACCAGGCAAAAAGAGCUCAUAUGUUAUGCCAGGAAGCAAUUGAACAAGGCAUUCCAUUGUCAACAAGUACAUUUAAUGGUCUUUUGGGCUGUAUUGGUUUUUUAAAAGAAGGGACUUCAUUACGUGUUGAGGCACUCAAACAGUUGCUGGCCCAAAUGGAAGAGCAGGGUUUAACACCCAAUGAAGAGACUUUAACAUCAUGCCUGAGAUCAAUAUCUGCGUGGGGCGGUGGCAAGAUUCUGCAGCAGCUGGCUCAGCAAAUUAUAAUAGAGUUCAGGAAGUUGGGUAUUCAACCAGGUCUUUCAGCAUAUUACUACCUGCUUUGCCUUUACUGUAAAGAGCGUGGUCCUCGUAUCGAUAUACUCUCUAUCAUACUAACGGAUUUGGAAAAACGAGAAAAAUUGAUACCGCAAGAUGUCACAGAUACGAAUUUCUUCAUCACUGCGAUGGGAGUGUGCAGUGAUCACUUGCAGAACAUAAAUUUGGCUGAAAGAUUGCACGCUCUACUUAUGAAAGGCGACAAUUACAAACUUGUGGGUGACGCCUACAAGGAGAGCAUUUAUUACAGGCAUUUUGUUACAGUUGCAUGCAGGCAUGCGUCGUUUGAAAGAACUACACAGCUAUUAGAUACCUUAGUACCUAACGUUUAUGUGCCUGAACCUACAGUUAUGGAAGAGAUAAUAAAGACAUUGGAAGUGGCCGGCGCCGGAGACAGAUUAGCUCAGGCGUGGUCCCAACUAGUCGUUUUCGGCAUCGCGAACCGAACCAAACUAGUUGAAAGACUACUGCAGGCAAUGUGCAACUGCUACGAGUACCAAUCUGAUGACAUCAAAGCAAAGAUACGCAAUGCUGCGUCAGACAUUAUAAAAUACGGCCAGCUCACUGAUGAAGAAAUACAAAACGCUAACAAACAGGACAGGAGAUCCCCACAGCAAAAACUUUCUGCGGACGCGAUGGCUAACAUAGUCGCCCUUUGUUCGGAUGUGAAAGAAAAGUCUGAGCCUGAUUGGGAUACCGUAUCUGAAGCGUUGAAUCGACUGAAGAGGAACGAAGCAGCUGGCGUGCCCAGUAAACCCCAAGUUCUUGCUGACAUGGCACAAACGGCAGCCUCCAUGGGAAAACUUGGUAUUGCUGCGACGGCCCUCAAAUAUUUGGCGGAGUGUGGCUUCGAGGAAGCGAUGCCCGCGAGCGUUCAAACCCUCGGCGUGAUUCUGAACCGACCGCAGCAAGAUGUUGAGACUAUGUUACAGCAACGUGGAGAUUUAGAGCGAACAUUACAUCCUUCCGCACUAGCUGUUCUCGAUGCUUACUAUCUUGCCAAGUCUGGAGGUACAUCAAGAGACGCGGCGAGUUCCACAAGCUCAGAAAGCGACAAUGAAUCGUCAACCUCCGAUGAUGAGUAG
Messenger RNA from Chilo suppressalis (striped riceborer), 2160 nucleotides. NCBI's taxonomy places the organism in Eukaryota, Metazoa, Arthropoda, Insecta, Lepidoptera, Crambidae. The record is from the annotation of a GenBank genome assembly.